Aspergillus bombycis is the source of this 978-nucleotide messenger RNA. RefSeq names its product mediator complex subunit MED6 (gene med6). Gene Ontology annotation, molecular function: transcription coactivator activity. NCBI's taxonomy places the organism in Eukaryota, Fungi, Ascomycota, Eurotiomycetes, Eurotiales, Aspergillaceae. Gene Ontology annotation, cellular component: core mediator complex; mediator complex. Gene Ontology annotation, biological process: regulation of transcription by RNA polymerase II. The transcript is spliced from 3 exons. The record is from RefSeq and is a predicted model, not a curated record. The coding region runs from base 1 to 978 and encodes 325 amino acids.
AUGGCGAGUGCCCAAGAUGGCUCAAUGGAGGAGAUCCUGUGGCGGUCGCCCGCGCACGUCCAAAUGAUGGGAGGUUUUCUCCAUUCUAACAAUAUCUUAUUUUACUUCGCCGAAUCUCCAUUUUUCGAUGCUACGUCUAACAAUGCCUCUCUUGCCAUCCAAGCCAACUACAAUGAAACACUUCGCCAUUUUGUUGAGACUCGGGAGGCCUUCGAAGGCCGCUUGAAGACCAUGCAAGGGUUAGAGUUCGUGGUCGCUUAUGAUCCUUUGCAGGCUGCUGCACAAACCGAGACCAGUUUCGCACAUGAACCAUCUAAUAUCUGGGUGAUCCGGAAACAGACGAGACGGAAGCGAGCCGGGCUAGAUGAUGAAGUGGUAGUUCUAUCUACUUACUUCGUAGUGGGAGAUUGCAUCUACAUGGCACCGUCUGUUGCAAGUGUUGUGGGGAAUAGGCUUCUUUCUGCGGUUACAUCACUCACGAGUCUCUUAAAGACUGCGUCGUCACUGCCUAGUUUUACGCCGUCACAUGGGCACACGUACAUGCCGCCCGCACCCAAACCGACGGAUAGCAGUCAGCCCGGGACUCAAUCUCAGCAAAGCAAGGAGAACACUCCAAUGCCCGACGCGGACUCCACGAAAGCUCUCUUGGUUGGGCCACAAACUGCCAAUGCUGGAGCAGUUUUUCAGGACACGAGGACUUUCGCGGAAUCGUUCAGUCUUCUUGCACGAUAUGGCGAAGAGUUUAUGGAUGAAAAUCCACUGGUCGGAGAACCGGGAUCAUUUAUCCUAUCCAAAUCUGGCGAUAUAGAUCGAGGGGCUGUUUCCAAACAACUACCGAAUGUUAGCCGUCCAGGGAGCAUCCUUGGAACGCCUCAAGUCAAGGUCGACACGCCUGGGAAAACACCCGAGAAAGGAGCCACUCCGUCGGCCUCCGAUGACAACAAAGUGCGAAAGAAGAAGGCCAAGAUUGGGAGUUGA